Messenger RNA from Calliphora vicina (urban bluebottle blowfly), 3320 nucleotides. RefSeq names its product xaa-Pro aminopeptidase 2. Lineage: Eukaryota; Metazoa; Arthropoda; Insecta; Diptera; Calliphoridae. The coding region runs from base 827 to 2938 and encodes 703 amino acids. The record is from RefSeq and is a predicted model, not a curated record. The transcript has 11 exons.
CGUUCUCGUUCGCUCGUUCGUUUGGUAUCUAUCGUGUUGUUUAGAAGCUUAAAUACCGCCACCGCUAAUACCAAACAAAACUGAAAACAACAAAACAAAUACAUACACAGAUCCAACUACAUAUGUAUCAGUGUAUUGGAAAAUUAUUGUACAAAACUACUCAAAUAGACACAAUACUAAAUACAAACUCAUAAGCAGAAUGCCGCCUCAUUUGAAACGAUUCGAUUUGAAAAUGAAUUAGAAAAUUUAAAAAAAAAAAUAUAUAAAAAAUCAAGAAAAAACAAUGUGGCGAGAAAAGAAAAAUAGCAAAACAAUUUUUUAGUUGUUUGGGUGCUAUGUUCGUGAACACAACGAAAGUGCAAAAGAUUAUUAUUUAAAACAAUUUCAAAUAAAACGAAUAUGAAAGAGUUUUGAAUUGAAAAUCUCUGAAUGAACGGGAAAAUAUAUAGAUUUUUUUGCUUUGCUAAUAAAUAACGAGCAAAAGUAUAAAUAAAAAAACACUCCUUAAUAAAAAUACAUUAGUACAAAAAAAAGAGAACCGCAUGCAAUUGCGGAAGUGUUGAAAAAAGUACGUACUACAAACAAAAAGAUUUCGCUUGCAGCAGCGGCAGGCAGCAGAAUACAACAAAUGCCACGGGCAGCAAAUGUGCAAAAGUGUAAAUAAAAUUAAGAAAAAAAACGACAAGGCGUGAAAAAUCAAAAUUAGAAAUUAAAUUGUGAAAAAAGUAUUAAGUAUUGAAAUAAAAUAAAAUAAAACAAAGAUACAACAACUAUAGAGGGAAUAAAACUGGCAAGAUAUUGACUGUUACCAACAAAAUUGCAGGCCAUGACGACAGCUAAAUGGAUUUGGUAUUUAGCACUAACAAUAUUCGCUUUGCUGGCGUUAAGAGUAAAUGCCGAAACACCUAAAGGUUUUGUGAGAGAAGUUUGCAAAUAUAGAAAAUUGCUACAACCUGUCAGUGAUCAUCGUCGUCGUUUAUUUGCCGUGCGUGAGCAAAUGCAAAUAAGAGCGUCAUUGCAGGGUCCUGAAAUAGAUGCCUACAUUUUACCCUCCUACGAUGAGCAUUUGAAUCAAGAAGUUGCUUUAAGAGAUCAACGUUUAAAAUACUUGACCGGUUUUACAGGCACUAAUGCAUUUGCUGUUAUUACCAAUAAAGGUGCUGCACUAUGGGUAGAAAAUCGUUAUGUACAACAAGCCGAUGGCGAAUUGGAUUGUGACUGGGAAAUCUAUCGUUUGAAUGAUACCACCACAAUAGCUGAUUGGCUGGAUUCUCAACUCUAUCCCAAUCAACGUAUUGGAGCUGAUCCCCAUUUAGUGCCCCAUCAUUUAUGGAUGAAAUGGGAGAAUCAAAUUACCGACAAAUUAUUAGAAUUAACAAAGAUCAAUAACAAUUUAAUUGAUUUAAUAUGGAAAGCUGACAGACCCGAACCAUAUUUGGUGACCAUACAAGUACAAGAGAAAUCGUUUGCUGGUGAAAAAUGGGAGGACAAAGUCAACGAGUUAAGGAAACGUUUACAUCAUCAUAAUAGUGAUGCCAUGAUUGUAACGUCAUUGACCGAAAUUGCCUAUUUACUAAAUAUCAGAGGCCGGGAUAUACCAUUCACACCAGUUGUUAAAUCAUAUUUGAUUGUCAGCCAUCAGGAUAUAUUCUUUUAUGUGGAUCGCUUUAAAAUUAGUUUGGGCAUAGAUUUACAUUUACAUACCGAUUGUUUCAAUGAAAUGUGUGUUAAAAUAAAAGAAUAUCAUCAAGUAUGGAAUGAUAUACGUACGUAUUCCCAAGUUUGGAAACGUGUAUUGGUACCAGCACCCUGUGUUCAGGAGCCUGGAGCUUCGGAAGCUGUAUUCUCUUCAUUCCCUUUGAAAAAUGUUUUCGAACACAUAUCUCCCAUAAUAAUGAUGAGAGCCCAAAAGAACUCGGUGGAACAAAAAGGCAUGCGCACAGCUCAUAUAAGAGAUGGUGCCGCUCUUUGUGAAGCCAUGAGCAACUUAGAAACAAGAUUCUUUACCGAACAAUGGACCGAGGAAAAAAUAAAAUACGAAAUAAACCGUUCCCGUUUAUCACAAAAAUCUGUUAAGGGUUUAUCUCUAAGGACUGUGGUGGCCUAUGGCGAACAUUCUUCCUAUCCCUAUUACAUUUCCAGUAAUGUUACCGAUAUUGAGGUAACCGAUCAAAACCUGUUGGUCAUUGAAUCGGGCAGUCAGUAUUAUGAUGGCACCACCGAUGUUUCGAGAACUUUUAUAUUUGGCGAACCAACUGCGGAUAUGAAGCAAGCCUACACAAAUGUUUUGGCAGGUAUUUUGAGAUUAGCACAUUUGAAGAUUCCCUCCGAUUUGAAAUUAUCGGAAAUAGAUGCCUUGGUUAGAGGUCCGGUGUGGUCAACAAUGAAUGAUUAUCCUCAGGCUUCAGGUCAUGGUAUUGGAGCUUAUGGUGCUGUACAGGAACCUCCCAUAGCCGUGGCCUAUGGACAUGACAGUCGUUUUCAUUUUAAAGAAGGCUAUUUCUUUUCAAGUGAAUCUGGUUAUUAUAAAAAUGGAGAAUAUGGUGUACGUUUGAAGAACGUUUUAGAAGUUAAAGAUACUGGCCGCAAGCAUCCUUCCGGAGCGGAGUUUUUAGCAUUCCAUGAUGUAACAUUAGUGCCUUAUGAACCGAAACUGAUAGAUAGUACAAUGUUAAGUGCCUUAGAGAAACGUUGGCUUAAUGAUUACAAUGCCAAAAUCCGUCAAUAUGUGGGCGAUGAACUGAAACGUCAGGGUAAUAUGCAGGCGUUUUACUGGAUGAUGAAUAAAACUCGUCAUAUACGUGAAUAUUUACCCGAAGAAGAAUAUCGAGCUGCUACUGGAGCGGGAACACGUACUCGAGCCUUUUUAACCAUUACUGUGCCGGCCAUAUUAUUAGGUUUGACGGUAUUUGGUAGCUUUUUGCGUUGGCUACUUUAAACUAAGUUUUUAAUUAGUUUCAUUUAUAUAUAAAAUUUAGCAUAAGAAUUUCGAAUUUCAUUUGUUAUAAACAUUUAAAAUGAGAGUUGAAAAUGUUAAUCUAAGGUAGCUUAAUUAAAUUGGGACCAACUAAGCUGGGAAUUUAUAGGAAUCUGAUACCUAGAUUGUAAUCUUAUAUUAUAACAAUUAAUAAUUCUAAUUCUAACUCUUAUUAGUUUUAGUAGAAUUAUUUCAUUCUUAAAAAUUAUGUACGUUAGUUAGAAUAACACAUUUUUAUGAUAAACGAAUAUUUAGCUUAAGUUUUUAAUUUUUACUCCUGUAAUUAAAUGUAAAUUAAGUAAUUAAUUGUAAUUAAUUAACGAAUUAAUUAUAUAAAAUGUAU